GAGCCGCCAUAUUAGGAAGCCAAACCCCUCUUUCAUUCGGAUAAGAAAAGACCGGAUACUUCCAGGAGAGUUUGUGGAAGUACUGGAUGUUUUUAAGCGCUUGACUGUAAAGCGUUAAACGUGCGCCGUGUGUAUUUGUUUUGGUUCGGCUCGUGUCUUUAUUCGUGGUGUUUUUAGUCUCUAACAAUGGCGACCGCGACUGGUACUCCGGCCGGGCAGAGGAGCACGUGCGGCAGCGGCACGCCGCUGAGCCCGACCCGGAUCACCAGGCUGCAGGAGAAACAGCAGCUCCGGGACCUCAACGACCGGCUGGCCACUUACAUCGACAAAGUCCGGAGUUUGGAGUCUGAAAACAGCGUUCUUCACCUGCAGAUUAACGAGAAGGAAGAAGUUAGGAGUCGCGAGGUGACCGGACUGAAAGCCCUGUACGAGAAUGAGCUCGCGGACGCCCGGAGGUGUUUGGAUGACUCCUCCAAGGAGCGGGCCUGGCUGCAGAUCGAGCUGGGCAAGAUCAAGUCCGACCACGACCAGCUUCUCCUCAAUUACAACAAGAAGGACUCUGAGGCAGCAGGAGCCCAGGCAAGGCUGAAGGACCUGGAGGCUCAGUUGAACAGUAAAGAGGCCAUGCUGACCACCGCUCUGUCUCAGAACGGAGGCCUGGAGGCCGCGCUGGCUGACCUGCGAGAGCAGCUGCAGGAGCUGGAUUCUAGUCUGACUCAGACCAAGAAGCAACUUGGAGAUGAGAUGCUUUUACGCGUCGACUUGGAAAACCGCUGCCAAAGUCUGACAGAGGAUAGUAUCUUCCGUAAGAACAUGCAGGAGGAGGAAGUGAAGGAAGCCCGGCAGCGGUACGAGACCCGGCUGGUGGAGGUGGACUCUGGUCGCAAGGAGGAGUAUGAAUACAAACUGACUCAGGCCCUGGUUGACAUGAGGGCCCAGAAUGAGGAGCAGAUCCAGAUCUACAAGGAGAACAUGGAGAGCACCUACUUGGCCAAACUGGAGGACCUUCGUCUGUGUUCUGAGAUGAAGGGAGCGUCCACCAACAUGGCUCGGGAGGAGCUCAGAGAGUCCACCCUGAGGAUCGAGAGCCUCAGUGCCCAGCUGGCAGCGAUGCAGAAGGAGACUCGUGGUUGGCGUGAUCGUAUCGUGGAGCUGGAGGCCGCUCUGGCUCAGGAGAAGGACAGAAGCCGCAACCUGCUGGCUGAUAAAGACCUGGAGGUGGCUGAGAUCAGGAGCAAGAUGCAGCAACAGCUGAACGACUACGAGCAGCUGCUGGAUGUUAAACUGGCACUGGACAUGGAGAUCAACGCCUACCGCAAACUUCUGGAGGGAGAAGAAGAAAGACUGAAGCUGUCUCCCAGUCCCUCGGCCCGUGUCACCGUGUCUCGGGCUUCAUCCAGCAGCCGCAGCGUGCGAACCACUCGGGGAAAGAGAAAGCGCGUUGAUGUGGAGGAACAGGAAGCCAGCAGCUCGGUGUCCAUCGCUCACUCUGCCUCGGCCACAGGAUCCAUCUGCAUCGAUGAGAUCGACACAGACGGAAAAUUCAUCUGCCUCCAGAACACUGGAGACGAGGACCAGGCAAUGGUCGGUUAUGAGAUGAUUAAGACGAUUGAAAAUGCUUCAGCCACCUACAAGUUCACACCCAAAUACACCCUGAAGGCUGGCCAGAAAGUCACGGUUUGGGCCUCUGAUGCUGGCGUGAGCUCUAAACCUCCCACAGACCUGGUGUGGAAGAACCAGUCCACCUGGGGGUCAGGACUGGACGUCCACGUGGUGCUGGUCAACCCUCAGGGAGAGGAAGUGGCAAAGAGAACCACAACUUACAAGACCGCAGCAGAAGAAGAGCAGAGCGACGAGGAAGAGAACGGAGUGGAGGACUCGGAGGAAGACCUCUUCCAGCAGCAGGAUGACCCUCGCACUGCAAAGAGAGGCUGCUCCAUCAUGUGAUCCCGCUGCAUGAAGCAGCCUCCUCCUCCUCUGAGCCCAGCCAGUCUGCUGCCAACUGUGAUGCUAGAACUAUUUUUCUAUCUUUUGUAGUGUAUUUCAAUAAAAAAAAAACAGGUUUUAUUUCUCAUAAAAAAUGCUUUUGGUAGAUAUGUUUCUCAUCUGAAAAAGCAAAAUAACAUGGUUGAACAAAAUAGCAUUUGUAGUUCAGAACUAUUUUUCUUUUUAUAAAAAACCAUGCAACAGGUAGUUUAGCUCAAGGAGUGACUCGUUCUGGUAUUUUUUAAAUGUUUUUUAAUUUUGUGAUAUUUUAUAUUUUAUCUUAUUAUAUUACUGAUGCUAUAUUUUAGGCUCAAAGAAAAACCACAGGGUGUCAGUGAUUAGAUAAGUUUGGGGCUGGUUUUAGAUCAGUUUUUUCUUUUAUUUGCUCCAAACCUACUGUAUUUAAAAAAUGAAACUGACAGGACAAGUACACUAAAAGCUCUGCAGUAGCAGGAAAUGAUGUAAUACAUCACUUAUUACAUCACUCUGGACCUUUACUGGACUAGAUGUUCUAGUAGAAAAAAAUUGAAAAUGCUCUGAUUGUUUGAUUGUAUUCACAAGGAAGUCUGAGGGCAAUUGGAGUUCAAGUUGCUGAGUCCUCUUAAACGCCCCCAUGUAUAAAAUGUAAAACUGCAGGUUUGGUGGUUAGUCAUGAUAGUUUAAAAAAAAAAGUUCUCACCUGUGGACAUUAGGAAAUGGACAGGAAGCAAUAGCCAGCAGCAGUUUUCAGCAGGGUGUUUUCUUUAUCUCCAAUUUAAAAACCUGUGCCAUUAGAAACAUGACGUGUUCAGAUGUUUGAUGAUUGUAUUCUUAAACUUUUGAUAUUCUAAGUGAUUGAAGUACUUUUUGUGUUUUGUCUGUUACUAUGCAUGCUGUGGCUGUAAUCAUCAUCAUAUUUGAAUGAUUAAAUACGUUUUCUUGUA
Centropristis striata (black sea bass) is the source of this 2909-nucleotide messenger RNA. It is a transcript of the gene lmnb1, whose product is annotated as lamin B1. NCBI's taxonomy places the organism in Eukaryota, Metazoa, Chordata, Actinopteri, Perciformes, Serranidae. Bases 187 to 1947 code for a protein of 586 amino acids. The record is from RefSeq and is a predicted model, not a curated record. The transcript has 11 exons.